UCGCAGUGAGCCUUUCUAUUAUGUGUAACGUUAUAUGAGGGUUUAUUUAACAACUAUUUUAACGUUACACUCGUACUGAAUGAACUAGCCAUUCAAAGCGAUAGUAAAACGUCGGAGAAGAUGUCAGAGAAGAGAUACUCCAGCAUGGAUGAGUCCUCGCUCCGCAAUCUGCUUGAUAAAACUAUCGAUAUAGACGAGCGGCGUCUGAUCCGCACAGCGAUUCGGGAGCUGCGGCGCUGUGAGAUUGAAGAAAUGGAGGCAGCACUAACCAGUAAGCGCUUCAGACGUGCCCACCAGCACAGACAUGAGGAUAAAGAAAACCAGUGCUGUCCUGCUGAUUUGACAGCUUCUUUAGACAUGCUAUCGGGGAAGAUUCAGGCUAUACAUGACAUUGAAGAACUUACUGGACUGUUGCAAAGCACCAGUGAAUAUGAAGAGAGAAAACUCAUUCGGGCAGCCAUUCGCCGGCUGAGAGAUGAGGAGAUACGAGGAGCAUUAGAGAAGGUUCAGACCGCUGGCCAAAGAACAGAGCGACGACAAAAUCCUCAAAGCAGCUUUGACCUACAGGGCGGACAGGAUAACAUCAAGGCAGAAGAGCUCAUCAGCCAAUCAGAGAGAAUUGAGAACCACAGAGAAGGCUCGAACCCCGACAUGGUUUUAGUACUAGAUCCUUUGGUCAGAGAGAAAGUCUCUUGCCCUCUGACCCAACGGAUUCAAUGUGAACAUGGCUCGCCCUCAUCAGAAGUCAUUCCUUCAUACCGGGAGCGUUGCGACUCCGGAGAGUCGAGUGACAGCCACAGCUCUCAUCAGAGAACGAGACUGAAUUCCAGCGCUUCGGAUCGCAGUCAUGAAUCCCUGUCUUCUGCUGAAGAUCAUCUGAGGAGCCAAAGAUCACGGCCAGGACCCGAUGGGGAGGAAGUGAGAGCGAGUGCAUCUUUGUCUGGCGUGAAUUCAGAGGCUCCUCAGAUGAAUCGAGAGCUGAAGAAACUUGACAAUGGCGUGGAGACGACCCGCUUUCAGAGCACAACAAGUUCACAAGAAUUCCCUCUGAACAUGAGCAGUAAAAGACCUGAAGAAGUCGCUGCACAGAAGGUUACAUCAGGUAGAGACGAUCUCUUGACUUCUCUUUCUAACGGGAAGGAUACAGAUUUUAAAAACAAAGCCUCAUACUUGGGUCCCUUCAUUCGUGCAAACUCUGUUCGUGACCGGAUGCGCAAGUUCGCAGAACCUGUUACGAAUAUACCUAGAAGUGGCCACAGUUCUUCUCACUCUACAAACACAGUGUCUGCAGAGAGAUCCCGGGACACGCUGUCCUGCUCUUCCUCCAUCCAGGAGAAAGGGAGGAAUGCCACUGAGAACAUGCUAGCCCAGCCCAAGCUGUCCUCCAACCAAUCACACGCCACAGUGGGCGGCUCACAGGGUCGCACUAAAGAUGUCAGGCGUGCGUGUAGCGGUUCAGAAGAAGUGCAGACUCCUGAGGGAGAAGCGUCUUUAGGGACCCACGAUACCUGGGGUGAACCCGAGUCCAACAUGAAGACCUUCCUCAGCAUUGAGAUCAAAGAUGGACGAAACCCAACUUCACAUUCAUUGUCAUCAUCCUCUACAGCUGGAAACAUGACUCCUCGAAUCAACACAUCUGCUGCUCCAAAGAAAACAGAGCUGACUCUUGGUUUAAGAGCGACACCGUUCAAAGUUACCAGCUCAAGUCUCUCAUCUGGAUCCUCUGUUAAGAUGGAGACGGAUCCCAUUUCUCUUGUGGGUGAAUCUGUGAGUGGGAUGGCUCAUGAAGUCCCGGUGCUUCCUAAUGGCUCAUCCAUGACCUCCAUCAAAAGAGAGGAACAAAGUGAGAAGCUGACCUCAGAGAAGCUGCAGGACAUCGAGGACGAGGAGAUCCUGGACAAAAUGCUCGAUGAUAGCAAAGAUUUUGAAGAAAGGAAAAUGAUCAGGACUGCAAUGAGAGAACUGCGCAAGAAAAAGCGAGAGGCUAAGCUGGGAUGCACACAGGAGGAAAUGGACCAGAGAGAGAGGGAGAGAGAUGUGCGUCUGCAGGAGCUCAGACAGCAGCGGGUGGACAGAUCUCAGAAAGGUCGGGGGGGCGCAGACACCAGUGAAGUGGUGAUGAAGAAGAUUGAGCGGUCCACAGACGGCUCCACUACCAGCCAGAUCACCAAUCGGGUUUCCCAUUCAGAUGAUACUGGCAGGACGUCCCGCAGCACUAUCAUGGAAUCCAGCUAUGUUCAAAAGACAGACAAGGGUUCAGUGCAAACAAAAUCCUACAGCUACUCCAGCACAACGUCCACUAGGAAGGUCGGAAGUGUUUUUGACCGCGAGGACAACACGUCUCGUAGCUCAAGUAGAUCGUCAGCUGUUGAGCGCAGACCGACAGAGAGAUCAGAGCUGGUGAGGGCUCAGACGUUACCCAAGUCAUCUGCCGCACAGGCUCGGAAAGCCAUGAUAGAGAAGCUUGAGAACACCGGAGGCUCCGGAGGCAACUCAGCAAUCACUCAAGUAAACAAGGUGCAGCGCUCCACAAGCUUCGGUGUCCCCAACGCAAACUCCAUCAAACAGAUGCUGCUGGACUGGUGCAGAUCCAAGACCCGUUCCUAUGAGAACGUGGACAUCCAGAACUUCUCCUCCAGCUGGAGUGACGGGAUGGCGUUCUGUGCUCUGGUGCACAACUUCUUCCCCGAGGCCUUCGACUACUCCAGCCUCAGUCCCAGCAACCGCAGGCAGAACUUCGAGAUGGCCUUCAACACAGCAGAGAAGCUGGCCGACUGUCCGCAGCUUUUGGAUGUGGAGGAUAUGGUGCGGAUGCGGGAGCCGGACUGGAAGUGCGUGUACACGUACCUCCAGGAGUUCUACAGGGGAUUGGUGCUGAAGGGCUUGGUCAAAACCAAAAACUCCCCCUAGGGUCAAAACUCAGAGCAAAACGGGCCUAUGCUAACUGCAUGCCCCUGGUGGAGGUGGAGGACAUGAUGAUAAUGGGUAAGAAACCAGACUCCAAGUGUGUGUUCACGUACGUGCAGUCGCUGGUUAACCAUCUGCGCAGGUAUGAGAUGAUGCUGGC
Molecule: messenger RNA, 3067 nt
Organism: Rhinichthys klamathensis goyatoka
Lineage: Eukaryota; Metazoa; Chordata; Actinopteri; Cypriniformes; Leuciscidae
Gene: smtnb
Product: smoothelin b
Exons: 21
Coding region: 121-2910 (929 amino acids)
Biological process (GO): actin cytoskeleton organization
Cellular component (GO): filamentous actin; microtubule organizing center
Molecular function (GO): protein binding
Source: RefSeq, a predicted model, not a curated record